Messenger RNA from Patella vulgata (common limpet), 4207 nucleotides. Its product is annotated as zinc finger protein basonuclin-2. The coding region runs from base 87 to 2930 and encodes 947 amino acids. Gene Ontology annotation, cellular component: nucleus. The transcript is spliced from 4 exons. Lineage: Eukaryota; Metazoa; Mollusca; Gastropoda; Patellidae. Gene Ontology annotation, biological process: regulation of DNA-templated transcription. The record is from RefSeq and is a predicted model, not a curated record.
GUUUGAUAGGCGACUGGUGUGGUAGCAGCAACGAAAGAGCACCUUAAUACUGUCACUGUAACCAGUAUGUUCAGUCUGCCAUUACCAUGAAACCGCUGGAGGCUAUUCGCUGUACCCACCCGAACUGUACUUGUGAAUGUUUCUCUCCAGAAAAACAGUGCAUACGAACAUGUGAAUCCUGCAAACAUGGAUGGGUCACCCAUGCUCUGGACAAACUUGGCUUUAACCACGUAUUUAACCUAGGUAUGCAAGUAGAAGUUGUACAACCUAAUAUAGUAUUUGACAUCGCUAGUCUGAUGCUCUAUGGAUCACACGCUACCCCCGUUCGUCUAAAGAUCCUUCUCGAUCGUUUAUUUAGUGUCCUACAACAUGAUGAAGUUUUACAAGUUCUCCACGGGUUUGGAUGGAAAUACGAGGACUACGCACGAGGUUAUAUUUUACAGGAUAGUUCUGGACGAGUGCUAGAUAAAUGGGUGUUGGCCUCAAAAGAAGAAGAAAAUAUCAUCAUUCAACAGUUCCUACGAUUCGGCGAAACAAAAGCCAUAGCUCAGGAGAUUCUCCUGCAAGGAACGAAAGAGACACAAGAUUUGUACAUAAAACAAACCACAAGGGCUGAUUCCGAAAUUAAAAAAUUUAUGGAACGAAGCAAUAUGACAAUGCACAACUAUAUGAGGAGUAUUGAAACACGGCAACUUUUUCCUGGACGUUUUCCUUUUAACAUCCCACCAGUAGCACGGCUCAUGACUCCUCCUGGACUACCAUCGAGCUUCUCACCAUCGGGAGAUAUACGACCAUUAGUUCUACCAUCUACCUCUACACCAAUCACAACAUCACCGUUAAAUCGAUUACAGACUAUGCAACCAUUUGAAUAUCAUCGAGAACACGGAAGUCCCAACCCAAGUCCUAACCCACUUGAGAAACCUGUCACAGUCACUGUCACGUCUCCUUGUGCGAGUCCUAAAAAUCUGAGCACCACCUCCACAUCAGUUAACUCUUCGCCUUCUCCAGUAUCAAAUCACAAGUUUUCAGAAAGUGAUGGAGAGAACAUUAUCAUAUCAAGUCUGUCAACGAAAGAAGAACCGACACAGAAUGCGAUUGAUUACUCCACUAAGGACGACUCGUAUAUGUCUGACCUUGAGAGAAAAGCUAAGCACAUGAGAAAGUCAUCUAAUCCUAUAAAGCGCCAGUGGCAGCCAUCAGCUGGUUUUGGGAGCACCUUCAUGGGUCCAAAUGGUAAAAAGAGAACGCUGUGUUCAGCAUGCAACAAGACAUUCUGUGAUAAAGGGGCCCUUAAAAUUCACUACAGCGCAGUUCACCUGAAAGAAAUGCACAAAUGCACAGUGGACGGAUGUAAUAUGAUGUUCAGCUCGCGCCGAAGUCGAAAUCGCCACAGUGCUAAUCCAAACCCCAAACUACACAUGCCUCAGAAACGUAAGGAAGAUUCACCAAGAAUGGAUGACAGUAACGGAAUGAGUGACAAUCCACCAACAAUGGUUCUUCCACACAUGAUCCCGAGAAAUCCAAUGUCCUCCAUGGACUCUCCUGGGAUGAUUCAACCCGACCCCAGAUACUUCCUGGAUCUGAAUAAUCAGCUCCCUUACUUCCCCAGCCCGGAAAAGUGGUCAAAGUUGGAACUCUCUGAAUCUGAAGAUGAACCCAAGGAUCUCAGUAAUCACAGUAACCAUGGUGAUAAUCAUGACAGGAAUCGGUAUAAUGAUGCUAAUGAUGGUGAUGCUGAAGAUGGGAGAUCAGAAAUGAUGCUGCAUAAAGGAGGAAGCAGACGGAAGAAUAAUGCGCCAACUCGCUGCACACAGUCUGAUGACAUGUAUGUCAUGAGUGACGAUAAUUCUGAUGACAAGGAUCCAAAUGAGAGGAGUCACCAGGUCAGAAGUCGAUCUGGAACAUUCGAGGGCAGAAGUUCCGAUGAAUAUCAACUAGAAAAACGUUUCAAGACUGAACCGAAAAGUGGAUUAGACAAUUCAGAUGAUAUGGACAUGGGAAAUGAGUCGGAUGAUGAAAAACCUGUCACUCCAGCCAAGAAAAACGGAAAAAGUGACGCCUGUAAUUUUCCCAAAAUAGCAUCCCUUUUAACCAACAGUCUUCCAGUAAGAUGCUGUCCUCCAAUUACAGGAUCUUUCUCAUCUCCUAGUGAAGAAUGUCCCAGUCCUGCUCAACAUGAUUCCGAUCAAGAAUCCAAUGAUUCGGCUGAUUCGUUGUCACCGAAAGAAAAUGGAGAUUAUUUGGAUUUAUCAGCCAGCGAAAUCCCCAUUGAUAAAGAGAAUCCCAAAAAGUGUGUCGCCUGCGGUAAAAGUUUUGGAAAUGCCUUUGGUGUCAAAAUUCAUUACCAGAAUGUUCACCUGAAAUUGAUGCAUCCUUGUUCUAUUGACGGCUGCAAUGCCAGGUUUCCUUCCAAAAGAAGCAGGAAUCGUCACGCCAGUAACUUGAAUUUACAUCGAAAACUCCUCUCUACAGAGGGCGAUUUAUCAGACAAGAACAACGAAGGCUCUGUGCAGGAUUUGCGUGAGGAUAUCAUCAAGCAACUGUAUGGUCCCCAGCAUUUGAUUGGGUACGGAAAACCAGAGAGUAAUCGAACUAAUGGUCGUAAAAGUCCAACUUCUGAUGGACGAAGCAAUCACAGCAAAGAGGAAGAAGAUGAAUAUGAAGGAGAAGCCGAUACUGAUGACAAAAUGGACACAAGCGCAACAGAAAAGGAAUCCCCGGAGGUCAAUGGUAACGAUACGUUAGACUGCCACAUCUGCGACAUAAAGUUUGAGGAUAGCCUUGCGCUACAGGAACAUUUUGAAACGAGUCACCCGAAAGAAACCAUACAAAACGGCCGAGAUAAAAUAUUCACGACAACGAGAAAAAGUAGAAGCAGACAUCGUAUAAACGGGAAUCUCCAUAGUAACAUGGUCAGUGGCAUCUCCUGAUAAAUUCAUAUGGGGACGAAGCUGUCGCUUUUCACGUGAUGCUUCUUCUAUACAAUGAAAUCACAAAGAGCCUUGAUCUGAUUGGUAGAAACUUUAGACUGUUAAAAACGUAGAUGUUACGAAUCAUAGAAAUGUUAGUUCAACAAUUCCACGACAUAUUUUUUAGUAUUACAUUUUUUUUCUUUCCAGUUUUCCAGUCAUUAGAACACUUGUGCCAAAUAACGGACCAAUUUUUUGUAGCGGGAUUUUCAUUAAUAUGAACAUCUUGAAUGUGCUUUCAUCCGAGGAUUAUUUCAUACAGAAGUUAAACAUUACAACAAUUUUAAAAAGUGUAUUAUAAUCCAGUGUAGAAAAAACUAUGCAGUUAAAUUUGUUGAAACGUUGUUUUUUUUUAAACGGACAUCAGUUAUUAGUUUACGAAUGAACAUUGCAGCAUUAUUACUCAUUUAUUGAUCGCUGAUGAUUAAUUGGUGUUUUGAAAAGGAGAAGAUAACUCUAAAGGGUGUGACAUGUGAAACCAUGGUGAUGUCAUGGUGAUGGCCUUUGCCCUGUCAAGUGUAUUAAGCAAUAAUUAUACAUAAUUUAUAUAAUAUAUAAACAUAGUAAUAAAUUAGUUGUAAAUAGCCACGUUAGACAUUAGAAAUAUAGCCACACAAUUCACAAUCUGACUAAAAUACAGAUCUAUAUUUCGUUUCGUUUUUUUAUACUUUCAAUGGCCUACACUACAUGAAGAUCUGACAAGUUGUACUAAAAGGUCAUGUCAAGAAGUCGCCGUAACAGACCGUUUCAUUGGCUUAUCCUUCAUUUCAACCAAAACGCCAGUAAUAUAACAACUCUUCCAGAUCCUAGCAUUGUAAAGACAAGUAAAACGAAAUUUUGAACUAUAAAAACAAACGAAAUAGGAUCUGUGUUAUAAUCAGAUUGCACAGUUCAUAAUUAGACAUUUUUACACACACACACAUAAAAACACAGAAUUUGAAAAAAAUUAAUCAUGUAAUGUAAUUGAAUAUUAUGCAAUUAGCAAUUAUUUUACAUAGCGUUUAAGUUGUUUUUUGGUUUAUUAAGUGUGUGUAUGAUUGUUGAUUUUUCAUGAAAUGCAAUUUGAUUGAAUAACAUUUGUUUUCUUUUCAAAUUAUCCAACAAAUGACGCUUUUUGAUUAGCGAGGUUUUCGGGACAAGCGUGCAAUUUAAUUACAAAAAUAUUGUAACACACGACACUGUUGUUAUUUUUGAAAAUCUUUCUUUUAAAGGUGAUAAUUGAGUUACGAUACCAGUAU